Messenger RNA from Polyodon spathula (Mississippi paddlefish), 671 nucleotides. RefSeq names its product proline-rich protein 2-like. NCBI's taxonomy places the organism in Eukaryota, Metazoa, Chordata, Actinopteri, Acipenseriformes, Polyodontidae. The transcript has 2 exons. The record is from RefSeq and is a predicted model, not a curated record. Bases 42 to 647 code for a protein of 201 amino acids.
AUUAAGCCAAGUAAUUGAUUUUUUUUAAUUCAUUUUUUUAGAUGAACUCUAAAGCUGAAGAUGCACCAUCAUUUCCAGGGGCUCCGAUCAUGAAUUCACCAGUGACCGGUCCUGCACAUCCACCACCAUCAAAAGGAUUUGCCCCUCCACCAAUGACCAGACCUCCCAACGGAUAUGGCCCUCUGCCCUUCGCUGGGCAUCCUCUACCUGUCCCAGGCCCUCGCUACAGACCUCCACAUCCAGUUAGAGGACCCUAUGGUCGCAUGCUAUAUGGGCCUGCUCCGCCCUGGAGUGGUUGUGGACCACCUCCACCGCACAGAGACUAUUGGCCAGGACCUCCCCCUCCAUUUGGCUUAAGGGAUUUUGCACCUGGAAUGAGAGACUUGCCCUCUGGUUUUCCACCACCACAUGGACCUUGGGACUAUCCCUUUCCACCCAAAAACAUGCUUCCUGGGACUGUUCCUCCACCAGGCAUGAGAGACUAUCCAGGCCCACAAGGUCCACCACCACAGAUGGGUCCCAGAGACUUCAAAGCAGGCCCCCCAGUACCACAACAGAUGAGCCCAAGGGACUAUCCUCCAGGCCCUAGUUUGCCACCACAACAGAUGCAACCCGGAGACUUCUCAAAUUCACAGAAUGGGCCAUAAAUUUCACCUAAUGGUGGUAUUUUA